This is a messenger RNA of Penicillium angulare, 1083 nucleotides long. Its product is annotated as HNH endonuclease signature motif containing protein. The transcript is spliced from 2 exons. Lineage: Eukaryota; Fungi; Ascomycota; Eurotiomycetes; Eurotiales; Aspergillaceae. The record is from RefSeq and is a predicted model, not a curated record. Bases 1 to 1083 code for a protein of 360 amino acids.
AUGGCACAGACGAAUAUGGACCGCGCUCUGGGAGCUCUUGAUGAUUACGUGAAGCUGAAUACCGAGGACAACACGGCUGAGUUCCUCAAAGACUUCCUGAAGGUUCUCCAACCGUUUCCUGAAGGUCAAUCAACUCUCGCGAAUGACAUAGCCAAACUCACCACACCGGCCGGCUCCCCUGACCACCCAAGACUGCGCCAAUUAGUCCAAAAUCUUCGUACUGCGCUUGUGAUCCCGCUGAAAGCCAAAGGAGGCAAAACACCUGCUAUCACUCCUUCUCCCCGUCAAGGCGUCGAAGACUCUAUCGAAGACCUCAGAGGCCUAGACAUCAGCCCUAUCACCCGGAGCCUACAACGUGUUCUGGGAAAACACUGCCUGGAGAGAGAUGGGAAUCGAUGCGUGAUCACAGGAUUUCAUCUUAACCAUGAAGGGGCCCCAAGGAAUGCGCGGAUCGCUCCUCUAGAAGCAGCGCAUAUAAUUCCAGUCGCCCUUGGUUCGUUCGACAAGUAUGACCCAGAAUCUGUUACCCGCCAUCGGACCCUUUGGAAUACUUUCGCGAGGUACUUCCCAGCUGUUGAACGAUACUGCCAGGACUCUACUCUGAUUAACGAAGAACGCAAUAUUCUUACGUUGACAAGUACGCAACACCGGGAGUUUGGAGAGUUUCGACUUGUACUUGAGGAGACCAGAGUUGUGAACCAAUACAAGGUUAAGACUUUUCGCGAUACAUACUACGAAGCCAAACAGAACAUCCCAAUUAGCAAAACUAUCAAGUUUAAGAAACAUGCAGGAGAGUGGGACUUGCCCGACCCGAUGCUGAUCAAAGUUCACGCCGCCAUCGGAAAUUUUCUCCAUAUGUCGGGAGGCGGGGAAUCUAUCGAUAGAAUUCUCCGAGAAAUUGACGACCACGAUUUAUUUGCCUCAGAUGGAAGUUCGAACCUCGCAGAUCUUCUACAAGUCAGUUUAUCAUUGAAUGAAUCUCGACGCAACCAGAUGGCAGAGCGAGAACAAACGGAAGAAAAGCAGCAGCAGAGGCGGGCGCAAGGCAAAGGGUCCAAAACUGAGAACCAGCCGUUUACUUAA